This is a messenger RNA of Alexandromys fortis (reed vole), 2632 nucleotides long. It is a transcript of the gene Daglb, whose product is annotated as diacylglycerol lipase beta. The record is from RefSeq and is a predicted model, not a curated record. Gene Ontology annotation, biological process: diacylglycerol catabolic process; neurogenesis; arachidonate metabolic process. Gene Ontology annotation, cellular component: plasma membrane; cytoplasm. Gene Ontology annotation, molecular function: triacylglycerol lipase activity. The transcript has 13 exons. The coding region runs from base 79 to 1659 and encodes 526 amino acids. Lineage: Eukaryota; Metazoa; Chordata; Mammalia; Rodentia; Cricetidae.
UGCGCGUCCUGAGGCCCUGGCCGCCCACGGAGUCAGAAGGGCGCGCGCGACUCAGGGCGGCGCAGUAGGAGGUGCACCAUGCCGGGUAUGGUGCUGUUCGGCCGGCGCUGGUCCCUGGCCAGCGACGACCUGGUGUUCCCCGGGACUUUCGAGCUGUUCCUGCGUGUGCUGUCAUGGAUCGCCAGUCUGACGUUGUAUCUCGUGCAUAGGAGGAAGCUGGACUGUCCUGGUGGAGCCUUGCUCAGCACCUACUUGAUUGUUCUGCUUGUUCUCCUGGCAGUUAUCAUAUGCACCGUGUUGGCCAUGGUGUGUGUCAGCAUGAGAGGAACCAUUUGUAACCCUGGACCUCGGAAGUCUAUGGCUAAGCUGCUUUAUGUCCGCCUGGCGCUCUUCCUGCCAGAGAUGGUCUGGGCUUCUCUGGCGGCCUUCUGGGUGGCAAAAGGUAUCCAAUGUGACAAGACAGUUGUGAUUGGCAUCAUCACCACCGUCAUUGUCAGUUGGAUUGUUAUGGCUGCCACCAUGGUCACCAUCUUUUUUGUCUUUGAUCCGCUGGGCGGCAUGACGUCUCCACAUCCUCCAGGCUGCCCCGAGCACCUGGACAGUAACAACUCAAACCAGCUGUUGACUGGCCUGAAGACAGCGGCCAAAAGCGUGUGGGAGACCAGAGUGAUGUUCUGUUGCUGCUGCGUGGUGCAGGACGACAAUGCGAGGGUCGCUUUUUCCAGCACGGCCGACCUUUUCUCCACUUACUUCUCUGACACAGACCUGGUGCCCAGUGAUAUUGCAGCAGGCUUCACCCUUCUCCACCAGCAACAGGACAAUAUCAGCAGCAGCCUGGAGCCUCAGGAGGUCGUCACCCACUUUCCAGGGCAGUCUCAGGAAGCCGACUUGGAUGCCGAAGUGGAGAACUGCCAUCACUUCAUGCCGUUUGCAGCCGCCGCCUACGGAUGGCCCCUCUACAUCUACAGAAACCCGUUCACCGGGCUCUGCAGGAUUGGUGGUGACUGCUGCAGAAGCAGAGAGACGGAGUAUGACGCAGUUGACGGGGACCAGCACAACUGCCACUUUGCCUCCAUCCUGAAGACGACCGGGCUGCAGUACCGGGACUUCAUUCACAUCAGCUUUCACGACAAGGUCUAUGAGCUGCCCUUCAUAGUGGUUCUGGAUCACAGAAAAGAGGCCGUGGUGGUUGCUGUGAGAGGAACCAUGUCUCUCCAGGAUGUCCUGACUGACCUGUCUGCAGAGAGUGAGAACAUCGAGCUGGAGGCAGAGCUGCAGGACUGUGUGGCCCACAAGGGAAUUGCUCAAGCAGCCAGGUACAUUUACCGCAGACUGGUCAACGAUGGGAUUCUGAGCCAAGCCUUCAGUGUCGCUCCGGAGUACCGGCUCGUUCUGGUGGGGCACAGCCUAGGAGCCGGAGCUGCGGCCCUGUUAGCCAUCAUGCUCCGGAAGGCCUACCCACAAGUCCGUGCAUAUGCCUUCUCGCCACCCAGGGGGCUCCUGAGCAAAUCCCUUUACGAACACUCCAAAGACUUCAUCGUGUCACUUAUCCUAGGAAUGGAUGUCAUUCCCAGGUUAAGCGUGACCAACAUGGAGGACCUGAAGAGAAGGAUCCUGCGAGUGAUUGCUAACUGCAACAAGCCGAAGGUAAGCACUUAGCCAGGGUUAGGCGAGGGUCCGCGUGGAGGCAGGCAGAGCGGCUCAGCAGUCUCUAGACCCAGCACACUGAUGCUCGCGUCUCCUCCAUGUCUGGGAUUCUGUGUGCAGGAGUCACAGAGCGGCACUUAGGAAAGAAACCCUUGCCCAUCUCCUCUGUGCUCUCAGUCACAUGGUCCCAGGCUUCCAGUAAGGCCGACACAUACGGACUCUUAAGAGGUUCUAGGAGGCCGGCAAGAUGGCUCUGUGGGGAAAGGCGUUUGCUGCCAGACUGACCUGCAUUCAGUCCUCAUGGUGGAGGGGGAGGACCUCCCUGAAGUCCUCAUCUCCAUACGCAUACAAUUAGCUAAAUAAAUGUAAUGGGAAUAUUUUAAUGGCAGAAACUUGAGAGAGUGUAGCUCAGUGGUAGAGCACUUCCCUAGCCUUCAGGAGGUUCUAGGUUCAAACCUACACACACAGGAAGAGAAAGUGUAUUCGCCGAUAGGAGCUGACAGACAUGAGGUGGUGUAAUGGUGUUGGCCUCUAACCCAGCUGCCGGGAGACUGAGGUAGGACUGCCAAAAAUCUGAGGCCAAGAGGAAAAGGAAGCCAGGGAGGGGGCAGGGGCUAGAGCCCAGCGGUAGAAGAGCUGCCCAGCAUGUUCGAGGCCCUAGUCGUUGCCUGCUAUUGGGGUAAGUUUGAAAAAGGGAGGGCCAGCGAGACAGCGGGCUUGCCAUGUGGCACUAAGCCCAGUUGGAGUCCAGUCCCUGGAACCCAGGGGGUAGACAGCCAGCUCCUUUUGUCCUGUGACCCCCCAAACACACGCACGCGCGCACACACACACACACACACACACACACACACACACACACACACACGGCAUGUUAUCACAGGAACACACAAAAGAAGUAGGAUUAAAAACAGUAUUCUUAAAGAACAGGUAUGUAUUAACGGGAAAUCUUGACAAUAUUCAAAAAAGUGUAUGCUGAAGUGUGGUU